CUGAUCUGCUCACAUACUGUCAGCGCCUCCGUUCCCGGCGUCGUGGUUGUUGCCCGUUUCAGACCCCUCUGGCUUGUGUGCCGGCCCCUAAAGGGGCCUAAACCGGAGCUUGGAAACCAAAUGCUGCUGAUGUGAAAGACAACACGGACAGGGAGCGAUGACCUCUCCUCUGACCCUCAUGCUUCCCUGGAUGAGCGAACUUCAGCUGGAGAGACGACAGCGUGACGUCAGGGCGACGGUGGUGACGUCACGUUCGAGUCAUGUUUGUUUGUGUCUGGAGCCACGUGGCCGUUACAUAACGGCAGGACAGGGUGCCAAACGACGCUCAGCUUCCUGCCGCUGCUCUUCAUGUGGAGGUGGAGGACAGACCGAUGUCUGCACUGACUCAGGUGGAGGCUGUGCGCGUGCUCCUGGCACCAGGUGCAGCCACAGCACGCCGCACGCGCUCGUUGUCCAGUAAAGGGGGCGGGAAUCCCCGCUCUAUAGAAGCGGCCCCGCACCGCCGCUGCAGCGGACUCCAGCACAACCACAGAUGUCCGCGGCGGGGCAGUCCACGGAGAACGGCCUGGAGGAGGAGGAGGACGAGGAGGCCGAUCUGGACGACGAGGUGGACGCCUCCCGUCUGGAGAGGUUCAUGAAGGACCGGCGCAGAGCCCGGUCCCUGCCCGCCUACCCCGCUGCGCUGCUGGCCGACGUCUCCGCCGGCAGCGAGAGGAAGCGCGUGAAGUUCGCCGACUCCAUGGGGCUGAACUUGGCCAGCGUCAAGCACUUCAGCUCGCUGGAGGAUCCGCAGAUCCCGAACAAGGUUCUGUCCAGGCACAAGAGCUUUCCUCCGCAGCAGGACUUGAUCAACGACCUGUGCCAGACAUUCAAGUCCAGCCUGGACACGGACCGGCUGUUCGCCUGCUUCCCGGAGCCCCGGGACGCCGAGCGACGCGUGCGGGAGCUGCGCGUGUGCCUGGAGAAGGUCACCAUCUCCCAGUUCGACGUGCGCGGCCAGAUCCGGGUCCUGAGCGGCCGCGCUGACAAGGAGGUCGGAGUGAGGUACACCUUCAACGACUGGCUGUCCCACGUGGACGCACAGGCGCUGGUCGUGGCCGUGGAUGCGCCGGGAUUCGUGGGGGAGCGCUUCGGUUUCACCGUGUACACGCCGCCCUUCAUGGAUCCGAGCUCGGCCGUGCACUUCGCCGUGUACCUGAGGAGCCAGGACGGGGAGUUCUGGGACAACAACGCGGGGCAGAACUACAGCCUGCGGUACCACUGCAUGCCCAGCAGCACCGCCUUCGUCAGCGCCGCUUUCCACGCCACCUGAUCUGUGCGUAAAGGCGCUCCAUCCGUGCGUAACACGGUGCCAAAACCAACACGUUUAUAUCCGGCUGCUGUUUCACAUGUGGUGAACAAACACCGGAGCCGAGCAGCGGUGGGAGCGAGAGCGAGAGCGAGAGCAGGGAUCCUUUACCACAGAUUGACGUUCCACUCAUCACAGAAAGAAGAGAGAGAAGAAAGAUGUACAAAAACUAAAGUCAUCCCUCAGACAGUGAGAUCAUUCAGUGCUAAGUUCUAAGCUGGCCUCAAACCCGAUUAGCGAAGCUUACACUUGGACCAAACCCACAUUUUCCCUUCAGUUGUGCACAGUCAUCAUGUUUUGGAUUUUGCUGAUUCAUUUCAAUCAAAGUGUCACUUGGUAAUAAAAGACAGCUUGUGUAAUAAA
This is a messenger RNA of Betta splendens (Siamese fighting fish), 1711 nucleotides long. RefSeq names its product protein phosphatase 1 regulatory subunit 3G (gene ppp1r3g). Bases 533 to 1312 code for a protein of 259 amino acids. Gene Ontology annotation, cellular component: protein phosphatase type 1 complex. Gene Ontology annotation, biological process: regulation of glycogen biosynthetic process. The transcript has a single exon. NCBI's taxonomy places the organism in Eukaryota, Metazoa, Chordata, Actinopteri, Anabantiformes, Osphronemidae. Gene Ontology annotation, molecular function: protein phosphatase 1 binding; glycogen binding. The record is from RefSeq and is a predicted model, not a curated record.